This is a messenger RNA of Xiphophorus maculatus (southern platyfish), 7034 nucleotides long. It is a transcript of the gene nrg2b, whose product is annotated as pro-neuregulin-2, membrane-bound isoform. NCBI's taxonomy places the organism in Eukaryota, Metazoa, Chordata, Actinopteri, Cyprinodontiformes, Poeciliidae. Gene Ontology annotation, molecular function: signaling receptor binding. The record is from RefSeq and is a predicted model, not a curated record. The coding region runs from base 3548 to 5692 and encodes 714 amino acids. Gene Ontology annotation, biological process: nervous system development; animal organ development; intracellular signal transduction. The transcript has 12 exons.
CAAUAAAAUAUAAUAAUAUAUUAUGACGGACUUCAAAUCGUUGUGAAAUGCCAUUGCAGCCCUUCACAGAUUGAUGGGCUGCAACAGUUGCCUCUCUAAAGUCACAGCGUUUGUCUCAACAGGAUCACCUCCUCUAUAACUUUAUAUGUAAGCUAAUUAGCUUUGAUUAGCAGUUUGCUUCUUUUCUCAUUAGAGUUUUGACAAUCCUGGAAACUAUCAUUUUCACACUGGUAAAAAAAAAACUUUUCCGAGAGUCUGAUUGGACAGGGUCUGUUUUGUUUUGUUUCUUCUGAUGACGGUUUUGCAUGCCUGAUGAAAUCUGUCGCAUCCUCUUUCUUUCCUCGGGAUAUUUCUGUCAAAUAAUGUGGUUUUGUGGCGGGUUCACGUUUGAUCAAUUUGCUCCAGCCACGUUUGACGUGGCUGAGCUUAUUUCCAGAUAUAUGUGUAAAACAGGAACAAUGCAGCAUUUUAUUGAGACGAACAGUACAAACAAGUAAAGGUAGCGUUUGCACAAAAAAAUGAUGAUUAAUAAGUGUAAUUUAAGUAUUGAACACUUUGUGUUAAACAUCCUUUAGUUAGCUUUAGUCUGCGAGUAUUGUCAAAGUUUCAUCGAUCAAAGGACAGAAAAUUGCGCUAAUAUUGUAAUUAAUAUUUUUAAAUAUGCUAUAUAGUACCACCGCUGCUUUUUCCUCUCUUUUCAAGCGAGGCCUGAUCUCUUGCUAGUGACUUCCCAUGGACAGGAAUGCUCUUGCUAAGCUAACGCAUUCAUUUUCGGUUGAGCUUUAAUUAGCUUCUACUGGAAGCAUGUUAGCUCCCGUUUACCCACCAUCUACAUUUAAUUCUUUUUUUAAUAUUAUUUUUCAAAGCAGACAAUCCAAGAGUUUCUGUCCCUAAACUAACAAUUUGAAUUUCCCAUUUGGUAACCUUUACCGUAACCCUAGCGACGCUAACAGUGAAAUAUCAGCAAACGGAAAGGCAGGAGAGCUAGCGUUGUCCUAGCACAUACGGGUGCCAAAGAGGGUCAAUACAGUCAGACGUGCAUGAAUUGGAUUUUUUUUUUAAUUUUAUUUGAAGAAACAAAUGCCGAGUCCGAUUGUUCUUUAGAAAUGAAUAACACAUUUAUGUGAGUUUAUGUUUGGAAGUGAGGAAAUAUCAGAAGGCGUCCAAAAGAAACAAAGCUGACUUAAUUGGUGAUUGACAUGGAUGGAAGAUAAUCGCAAUAUUAUUUUUAGACCAUGAGAUGUAUUGUAAUUUUGGGUUCAUAUCAGAAGAGAUUUUAUCUUACAAAAAAAAAAAAAAAAAUUCUUACUUUCGCAAAAGAACAACCUCCUACCUUAGCUUAUAACAAAUGUUCCCCAUUCUAAUUUUUUUUUAAAAAAGGUUCUUCCACGGUUUUGAACUUUAUCAAGAAAUCAGAUUUGGACCUUCGAACAUGACAUUUGAGAACCGCUGAUCUACAACAGCGACGCAUCACAUCAGAAUGCCAAUCAAAGGUUUAUUGGUUUCAGUUGAAAUAGUGAAACUCCUGCGGCUUAAACACAAACUGAGGACACUGAACAUGUCCAGCAUUUGUUUGUGUUGAUUUUGGGUGACGACGGUUUUACAGUUUAGGAAAAUCCAGCAUUCAUUUUCCCGGAAAAGUCUUAUUUAAAAUGAAAGUACAUUUACUCAAAAAUGCGCCGGAUGACGUGGUUUUUUUUUUGGUCAUACCGAAAUAGAUGUAUUUUGCAAAACUUGCAAAACACUUUUUCCGCAUCUCAUGAAUCACGUGAUCGACAGCCUGACGUCACUGCUGGCAGGGAAAAGAUGAAGUCGCUCCCAAGUAGGCGGGGCUUGUCAAACCCACGCCUGAAUAAGAUGCCGAUGUCUGCUCUAAUUGGCUGAUAGAUGAGGAACGCUUUGGCUGAAAUAUGAAUAUAUCUCAUGUAUCUAUUAACAACAUGACUAUAUGACUUAUUGCCUGAACAAGAUUGAGAUUUUAAUUGAAUUUCUUAUUUAACGGAAACACAGUGAUUACAAAAUUGUGUUUUCUAGUUUAUUUUAUUUUUAUUUAUAUAUAUAUAUUUUUUUUACACUAGCAGAAUAUAGACAAAGACUUGCGUUGACACCAUUAGUGAUGCCGCUUUCACCCAUACCUGCACACUUCCUUUUUAGCCAAACUUUUUCCCUCCACUCAACUUUCCAAGCCCAUUUCUGGAUACAGAAGUUAUUAAACCUUGUGUCUCCAACUGAUUGGGUGGAAAAGCGGGGAUUUUUUUUUAAAAUUAGCAGCACGUGAGGAGCGGAAACGCUUCACGGCCGCAGACAGUGGCAGCUGUUGCAGGAGUGAACUGCAGUGACUCGCGUAUUUCGGGGCGUGCUCAUCUUGUAGCGGUGAGGACAGAGAGAGAGAGAGAGAGAGAGAGAUGGGGGCUGAGUGUUUCUGACGGGAACGUAAAGAUGAAGUCCUGAAGCCCCUCUGCACACAUCGGGGGGGAUCCAUUGAGAGAGUUUCGCAGCGUUAGUCAUCCUUACAACCAUCCGCAGCGCGUGCGUGUGUGAAUGUGUGUGUGCGCGUCUGUUGCGCGCCCACCCCGUGCACCCUGAGACCCACAACUGGAGUGGGGGGGGGGGCGGGGGGGGGGCACGGUCGCACGCCGGCGGAGGGCGUUUCGCCCCGGGUUGUCAGGCUGCUUGCGCAGGACGUGGCGGGCCGACGCCGGCGACAGGGCAGGUGAUGUUUGCUCACGUCAGCCGCUCGCGUUUGAUGCGGGGCGCAGGGGACGCGGAUGGAGGGCGCGCGCUACUGUUGCACCGGAUAACUGCUGCUCAUCCUGUCCGCCCCCCCCCCCAUCCCCACCUCUUCUCGUUUCUUUCUUUUUUUUUUUUUUUACUUAUUUUCAUUUAUUUUUUCUUUUAGCUUGUUUUUGGACCAGUGGAACUCUUGAAGAGCGAAAAGACGCGGGACUACAGGAUUUAUUUUUUCGUAUUCAUUUAUUAUUUUUAUUUUUAGGCGCGUGUGCGUGGAGUGCGCAUCAUUCCUUGUGAUUCCCUCUGUACGCGCAAGAGAGGCAACGCGCCCACCCAUGCGAUGCUAGCCUAUUAGCUGAAGAGAGAGGCAGAGGGAGAAAGAGAGAAAGAGAGAGAGAAAGAGGGAGAGAGGUUUCAAGUCCUGGAUCUUAUAGAGGCGGCUAAUUUACGAGUCUUGUUUUGCCUUUCAGGAAGGGGGAGGGGGGAAACCGGGAGAGAUAAGAAGGGGAGGGUGGUCGGUGAAGGAGAAUGCAGCAAUCACAUUUUUGAGCAUGCAGAAGCGGGCCGUUUCCGGUUCCUAGGCUCGCCGUAUCAUCAGCCCCCAUCCGACGCCAAGCAGCAGCCGUAUGGGGAAAGCAGAGCCAGACCCAGAUGGCAUGGACACUUCCACGACGUCUGCCGCUCUGCCCCGCCUGCCCUGCCGGAGCCCGUUCGCUGCCGCUGCAGCCGCUGCCGCCGCCGCCGCCGCCGCCGCCGUCUCUCUCCUCCAGCUCGCUCCGCCGCCCAGCAGCACUGCAGCACAGCACAGGCUGACGGCAUGAGGCUGGAUCCGGUGCAUCUCUCCAUGCUGGUCAUCGGGGUCUCUUUCGCCUGCUACGCCCCGAGUCUCAACUCCCUCCAGGACCAGGCGUACCGAUCGGCCGUGGUCAUCGAGGGCGAGGUGCGCUCCUCCCCGGAGAACGUCUCCGCCAGCGAGCCGUACAGCGUGAAUGUCAGAGUGCUGGAUGUGUGGCCCGUCAACAGCGGCGGCCUCGAGAGGGAGCAGCUCGUGACCGUCGGGGACUUCGGCUCCGAGACGCCCUGCACCACGGUGGAGAAGGACCACAGGUACAUCUUUUUCAUGGACCCGACCGCCGAGCCGCUAGUGUUCAAAGCGUCCUACGCCCCCGUGGACGCCAGCGAGCCGGAACUGAAGAAGAAUGUGGAGAGAGUGCUGUGCGAGGACUGCGCGUCUGCUCCUAAGCUGAGGCCGAUGCGAGGCCAGUCUCUGCCUGAGGGGGGCAAGAUGUACUUGAAGUGCGAGGCGUCGGGGAACCCCAGCCCUUCCUUCCGCUGGUACAAAGACGGACGCGAACUCCAGAAAGGCAGAGACCUCAAAAUAAAAACCAACGUAAAAAACUCAAAGUUGCAGAUCACUCGUGUCCGUCUGGAAGACUCCGGCAACUACACCUGCGUGGCUGAGAACUCGUUAGGACAAGAAAACGCCACGAGUAUAAUCACCGUGCAGAUCUUGACCACCACCACCCCAUCUCCAGGUGUGAGUCACGUGAGGCGCUGCAACGACUCGGAAAGGGCCUACUGCGCUAACGGAGGAGACUGUUUCUUUAUUCACGGUUUUAACCAGCUGUCCUGCAAGUGUCCCAAUGACUAUACGGGGGACCGCUGUCAAAACUCCGUCUUGACCAGUUUCUACAAUCUUUUCAAAAAUGGAUUUAUGGAGGCGGAGGAGGUCUACCAGAGGCGGGUGCUGACGAUCACAGGCAUCUGCGUGGCCUUGUUAGUGGUCGGCAUCGUGUGUGUGGUGGCCUACUGCAAAACCAAGAAGCAGAGGAAUCAGAUGCAGCGUCACCUACAUCAAAACCAGAAUCAGUUCGUGGAGCAGCCAAACCGCGUCCUGGCUAAUGGUCCCAACCACCCUGGGCCCGGUCCGGAGGAGAUCCCCAUGCUCGAUUACAUCCCAAAGAGCGUCCCGACGACAGAGUGUGUGAUCAGCCAUGGAGCUGAGGGUGCUGGCAACUAUGCAGGCAGUCGAAUGUCAACCCGCUCCCAUCACUCCACCACUGCCUCACAUGGUUCCAGACACGAGGAGCAGACGUGGAGCAUGGAGCGGACAGAGAGCGUAAACUCAGACUGCCAGUCGGGCGGGCUCUCCAGCUCCGUGGGAACCAGUAAGUGCAGCAGCCCGGCAUGCAUGGCGAGGCGGGCCGCCAACUACGGCUGCACAGGCGUGUCAGGAAUGGGGAUGCAGUACGGGGACUCUUACGACUCUCUAAGAGACUCGCCUCACAGUGACAGAUACGUGUCGGCGCUGACCACGCCGGCACGGCUGUCUCCUGUGGAGUUCCACUACCCGCCUCUGCCGCCCCAGGUGCCCACCUUCCAGAUCACCUCGCCCAACACAAGCCACGCCCUCUCCCCGCCCCCUGCUGCCGCGGCUUACCACAGAGACGACGACCAACCGCUGCUAAGAUGCCCCGAAGACGGAAGUUUAUACAGGCAGCCCAGACGACCCCGGCGGCCCUACCUGACAGAGAGCACAGGGAGUCUGCCGUCCAGCCCCUACCACCUCCCGGACGACGAAGCCUACGAGACGACGCAAGAGUACGCCUCCUCCCGGGAACCCAUCCGGAGCCGGCGCCGGCCGCGGCGCAACCGCCUCAACGGACACGCGUCCCAGCGCUCGGCGGGCUUUCGGGACUACAGCUCGCAGAGCUUCAGUCAGUCUGAGGAGGAGGAGGACGAGGAGGAAGAGGAGGACGAGGACGCUGACGGGGAGAGCACGCCUUUCCUCAGUAUGCAGAACAUGAACAUGGACCAGCCGCUGACCGGCUCGGGGUACCGCUCGUCGGCUGGCGCGGACACACGGACUCACCGCGGGCUGAGUCGGCCGAGCGCGCGCAGCAACGGGCAGAGCCGCAGCUCCCAGUCACAGCGCUCCAAAGCCGACAACAUGCCCCUUUAAGACUGGACCUCCACCCGUAAGACCCCGUCCCGUCCCGUCCCGCCACGACCCCCGCCACCUCACACACCUCCUCUCCUCCUUCCUUCACAGAACCAGUGGACUAGAGACCUGCACCUAGGAGAAAUAUUUUUAUUUUGUAUAACAGACAGAUAUUCUAAACAAAUGAAAUAUUUAUUUUCAUUUCAGCAAAAAUUGUCUACUAGCUAACAGCAAAGACUUUUUUUAUAACGGGGGGAUAUUUAUAUGUGAGGUUUUUUGAUUUACAGCAUUAUGAGAGAUGAAAAAAGGAGAAUUACGUGCCAAUUUUUUCACAAGUUAGAUAAAUAGAAUAAUAUUGUGGUGCCUUUUGCUGUAUGCUGAAGUCGGAGGUCCCGUUGAGUUUUUGUAGCUUUUCUUAUAAAGACUCCUCAUUUUUAUAGAGACCAACCCUCUUCCUUCCUAUUGCUUUGGUUUGGGUUUUAUUAUUAUUAUUAUUAUUAUUAUUAUUAUUAUUAUUAUUAUUAUUAUUAGUAUUAUUAUUAUGUUUCGCUCUGAUUUGGGAUCUUCCUGUUUUUGAACUGUGAUCUGAUUAUGUCAUCAUGCAAUAUCGAUUCCUUCUGUGUACAAGGUGUCUGUUUACACGAGUUCGCCCCGCGCGGCGGUCCAGCCGGAUGUGCAGGGUGGAUUCCUCUGAUGAACACGCAUCUGUCAUUAGCCGCGUCCGUGUCUGCUGCCUGUCACUCAUCUUGUCGUAGUUUCUGUCGGAAAGAAGGGCGGUCAGGUGUGGUAUGUAGAGGAUCGGCGAUCUCAGAUGUCCGUCUAGAUGUUCAGGGUUCUGUCAUUACAUUAGUAUGUGUGGGUGUGUGUGUGAGAGAGAGAUUUUCAUAAAGCCUAGUUUGCGGCCCCUCACCUGACGCGUCCGCCGGUCGCCAAGCUGCCAGAAGCUCCACUGCACUGUAAGCGGCUCCCUCGCGCGAGCCAGGGAGCCGCUCGACCCGAACUGAACCCGACCAGUUCAGUUGUAAUAUCCAGCCUGACUCUGGCCUCCCGUGGACUGCCUGACCACCUCCCCGCCCGUUUCCUAUGCCAGCAGCUUAGAGCCGCACUGUGUCUCAGGACUUUCCCCAUCGCAUCACAGCCGAACGACUCGCAGCAGACAGCGCCUCCACCGACCCCUCCACCGACCCCGUCAUCCCAGUCUCAGAUCAGUCCACGCGGCCAGACCCAUACCACCGCCCACCCGCACUCACUUCCGUCGAGUUAACAGAAAGAAGAUAGAAAAAAAAAAAAACUCAUAGCCACAAGUUUAGGGCGCUGAAAGUUGUGAACGGCAUUGGAAAUUCACAGAUUUAAAAAAAAAAAA